UUACAGCAGCGACAUAUCGAGGGAGGGUGACGACCGAAACUAAUCAAAAAGGGCCGUCCAGCACCUGAACCAUCAAUCGGGUUUGGGAGUGAAGGCGAUUAAUCAGCCUGCGGUUAACCUUCGGAAGAAACGCGGAAGCGUAAUUCAACGUCAUUUAAAAAAACAAACUUAUAAUCGGUGACAACAUGGCUGAGUGUAACGUUAGCAUCGACAAGAAUAAACUACCUGGAGUGAAAGAGGUGUGCCGAGACUUUGCAGUGCUGGAGGACCAUUGCCUGGCCUACAACCUCCAGGAACAAGAAAUCGAGAGCCACUUGGCGUCCAACGUCAAUAAGAGCCGUCUGGUGCAGAAGGACCUGCUGGUCGCCAAGAAGCUGCAGCAGGAGGAGGACCAUAGGGCCAAAGUGCAGAACCAGAAACAGCAUGUCGAAAUUGAGCGCCAAGAUAAUGAGAUAGCCCAAGAGAUUCAGGAUCAACUGGUCCAACAGGCCGAACAACAACGGAAGCAGGAAGAGAAGGAUGCGGCUAUCGCUCGUAAAAUGCAGGAGAAGGAGAUGAAAGAGGAGAAGAGGAGACAGAAGCAGCUGGAAACCAAAUUUGAGGAGGAGUACUUUGAGGAUCAUGGAGCUGCAAGAAGACCCCUUGACUUGGACAAACACAGUCGUCACAAAUCCCCUGUCCAACAUGAUGCGUACGCUCCAGUGAGCUCACACCGGGAUUUCUCCCCAGAUUACAGCUCCACAGAGCCAAAAAGAAGCAGGUACCCGAGACAGGACCCAGCAGCACCCCACAGCCGCUCCAAAUACCCUGAGCACUAUGUCGGUGCAGAAGGAGGGCGAAGCAGGCAUGCAGAUCCAUACCCAGAGCACCUGCUUCCCUCCUGGGGAAAGCAUGGAGACAAGUACACAUAUCAUGAGCCCAUAGAGACUGGCAGAGAGAGAGUAGUGAGGGGGAAGGAGAGACCAGCAAGACCCCCUCAGCCACAGAGCCUCAUAGAGAGAGACAAGGCAUGGGACAGAGAGAGGGACAGGAAUCGAGAGAAAGACAGGGGCAGAGACAUAGAGAGGGAGAGGGAGCGGCACAGGGGAAAAGAUCAUCGAAACGACAGGGAGCAGGACUUUAGAUCUGAAAGAAGAGACCAGGAAAGAUCUAGAGAUAGAGAACAUAGUGGGGAUGGAAAGAGAGAGAGAGAAAAGCAGAGACAUAAGGACAGAGAUAGGCAGGCAAGGACCAGGAGCAUGGAGAGAGGACUUGAAAAGGAUCCAGGGCACAGAGGGGACUGGCUGAAAGAUGGCAGGGCAUCCUGGGAGGAGGAGGGCGAUGAUGCUGAGAGAGAGAGGAGGGGCAGGGGCCGGCUGCGGGUCCACUCUGGCCCUGAAGAGGGGUUUGAUGAGCUUAGGGACAACACCAGGGAGUUGUUGGACCCCGAUCUGGGGGAAGAGCCCGGCAGGGAACGCAGCAAUACUCACCCCAGCGGAGAAACAGGUCGUAUUAUUUAUAGAGGGAGUGGAGCAGUAGUAGCAGAAACCGAGUACGGACUGAACGAGGCCACUAAGGGGUUAACAAAGCUUGAUCUCCAUGAGCUGGAGAUGAAGGACAUGGAGGUGGCCAGGAAACUGCAUGAGGAGGAAAUCAAGGCAAGCAAGAUGCAUGUACGUGCAGCCCAAGUGGCACAGGAUGAGGAAAUCGCCCGCCUGCUGAUGGAACAAGAGAAAAAGGAGUACAAGAAGAAUCGAGAGCUAGAGAAAGAGAAGGAGAGAGAGCGGGAGAAAGAGAAAGAGCGAGAAAGGGAGAAGUUGGCCAUGGAGAGGAUGGUAGUGGAAAGGAGGCGCCUAGAGGGAGACUACAGGCCAGGUUCGGAGGAAGUUGUCAGACCUCGAACACGAGAGGAGCAUGAUCACCAGAGGCAGAGGAACAACAACAAGCCUACAAGGCCUCCGCAGCCACGUGCACACGACUACGAGAAUGUGAACUCUGGCUACGGCUACUCGGACCACCAUGGUCCCCCCCGAGCACCCAGCAGACCUGAGGCUGCUUACAAAGGUGCCUAUUACAAGCGGUGACUCAGGCUCUCUGCCAUGUCCAGACAUGCUGUCAGUCCUCCUUCGUCCUCCUUUAUUAAUUUAUCUUUUUGUUUUCAACCAUCCACACUCUGUUGACCAAAAGCCUUGGGACAAUCUCAUGAGUUGACAAUGGAAGUUUUUCUUCUUUUUUUAUACCCUCCAAAGUUGGCUCCAGAGCUCAACAAGUGGGAAUGAGUGCCAAAACCACACUCAACCGUUUUCUGUUUUUAUAUAGUUAGAAAUCAUGAUUUAAUAUAAGUAUUUACUUUAACUGACUCCACUUUAAAAAAAAAAAAAAGCCAAACUAUCAGCCUUGUGACAUAAUCUACCAUGAUUCUUAGCUGUUAAAAUCGAGGAACUGGCACUUCACCUGCUGUGGUUAUGUGCUGCUGUUCGUCGUCCCGUGUGUGGACCAUGCCAUCACAAGGACUCAAGGCCUCUGCUGGAAACAACCGUACAAUCUCAGUUAUCCUCGUGACUUCUUCAUGGAAUGUGCCUGUCUGCUCCAUCAAGGCUGCUACAGUGUCUUACAUAGCAACAUGGCAGCUGCUUUGUUACACCCAUGCACCCUUAAGUUCUGCUCUCAUUUCUUGCUCUGCAUUGAGGAUACUAUGAAGGCAGACGUUUCUGUUUCCUUAUUGAAACGAGACAAAAAUAAGCCUUUAUCAAUGUGCUGGUUGUUUUUGCCACCUUGUUCCAGUACAGAGGAGGCGGAGCUUUGUGGUGAUCCAUGGAUUUUAAUUGGCUUUAGGUUGUUUUGUUUUUUUUGCUUGUGAGUGGGAAUUGUUUUUAGCCCCACCACCCUUAAACUGAAGUGGGUGGAUGAAAUUCUGUGUCGGACUCACUGUUUCUAUGUGCAUGCUUACUGAAAGUGUACAACUGUGUACAUGCAUUUCAGCUCUAUAUCAAACGAUCCAGCUCCCUUUUUUAUAUCCUCAGAAAGGGCUUAAGCUACAGAAAGCCAAAACUCAUCUCUUUCUGAAUAAGUAAAUUAUUUUAGUUCUUAUACUUCUGAACAAUAUAUCACUUUUCUUCAUAUCAUUUAGAAAUCAAAGCCAGUUCCAAAAUUGAAAUGCAUGUACAUCGCUUGUCUGCUGAUGAAUCUGAAUUCUUGCUUGUGCUUUUGGUGCAGACGUUGUACGAUUGAAUAUGUGUUCUUGUUUUAUUUAAAUGUAAAUAUCCAUUUUUUUUCUAUUUUGUUUUGUUACUCAUGCAACCAAAUCCUGUUUCUCAUUGUGCAAAGUACAAAGCCUCUUUCCCUUGUGUCUCACUAAAGGGAGCUUUAUUUUUUAUUUUUUAUACAAUAUUUUGUUGGUUUUUCCUUAGAUAGUUAAUUUUAAAACCAUUCCCCCUGAGCGUUUCUGCCGUUACUUCCAAAACUCUUUUCUUUGUCUCUGAACUCCAAAACAGACAUCACUUCCUGUCUGCAGAAAAAGCAAACACUCAACAAUGGAAGAGAUAUUUGCAGGAGGGAAAUCCUUCACAGGGUCAGCUAGAAAACUUCACUGAAAAAGGGACCUUUUUUUUUUUUUUUUUUUUUUUUUUACUGCUCCAGGAUCAAUUUUGAUUUGUUCAUAUUGAAUAAGGAUGAAAAGGAAAAUUAAGCAUAUUGGAAAAUAGAGAAGCACAUUCAUGUUUGUGGCGACAAGUGAAUCAUUCUUUAAACAUUUGCUGCGUUCAGGUUGUGUUGUUAAAAGUGUUGCUGAAAUUAUAAUUCCACUCUUAAAAUUAUUCCUUCCCCGUUUAGAGUUCAUAAAAAAUUCACUUUUCUUUAGGUGUGAGAUGUUUGGGCUGCUGGGGACAGGUGUGCAGCUGUAAGUGAAUUAUAUUAUGUGAGAAAUGCUGUUGACAGAAUGAGAUCUGUGCCAUAUGUUUUUAAUGUUUUCAGGGACAUAUAAAUUGUAAAAGCUUAAAGUAGUUGUGGUUGUAGCAGAGCUACCACACCCCGAAGUGGGAUUCAUAAUUUAUUCUUUGGUGGGAGUGCCACCUUGUGGACUUGGAGACAAUUGGAGAGAAAAAACAAGUACAAAAUAGAUCUGAUCAGGAUGCGUCUUUGUGUAUUUGUGGAUGUUGUGCAUCACACAUUACUUUGGAAUUGAGUGCUGUCUUCAUCAAACAUCUAGUUAUGUUUUUAAUUUUAUUUAAUCCAGGGCUUGUAUGCAAUCUUCCAAUCAUGAAUCAACACAUACUCUAUGUGUUGGCACUUGCUGUAACAUAAUUCUUUUUAAAGUAAAAUGACAUAAGUUGCUUUUACUUAAUGCAUCUUUAUUGCAAAUGUAAUAAACUGUAUCAGCAUUU
Molecule: messenger RNA, 4361 nt
Organism: Labrus mixtus (cuckoo wrasse)
Lineage: Eukaryota; Metazoa; Chordata; Actinopteri; Labriformes; Labridae
Gene: ccdc50a
Product: coiled-coil domain containing 50a
Exons: 12
Coding region: 186-2063 (625 amino acids)
Cellular component (GO): cytoplasm
Molecular function (GO): ubiquitin protein ligase binding
Source: RefSeq, a predicted model, not a curated record